AAAGUAGCCAACAUUAAGAGUAAAGUUCGUGAGUCUGUAGAAUCUCAUCUUGUUGGUGAUUCUAGUUUUAGAGUAGAUUUUUUAGAUUCUAAAUCAUAUUUAAUAGAACAAGGGUACCAGGUAGAGGACUAUCGUGUUCCUCAACAAAAUGCUAGAGGCAUAGUUUUUGCACAUCCUGCUUAG
This is a messenger RNA of Cetraspora pellucida, 183 nucleotides long. Lineage: Eukaryota; Fungi; Glomeromycota; Glomeromycetes; Diversisporales; Gigasporaceae. The record is from the annotation of a GenBank genome assembly.